GCAUGUCCCUGACUACGCUCUAGACUUCUAAUUAAUAAAGGAAAUGACACGAGAGAAGUCUGAUUUGUUUCCCAGGAUCCAAAGCUGGCUUCUGGUAAUCCUCUCUCUUUUCUAAGCGCCCGCAACUCAGAAUUUUGCUAGAACCUGAACUACAGCUUGGUGGCGGGUGUACCCCGGGAAUCUGUUUCAUUAGAACCUGGCUGCCCAAGAGUCCCUGUCCAUCCUCCCAGCACGCCCAAGACUCGCGGACGUCUCCAAAGGUCCCCACAACCCCACAAGGCCUGCCUGGGAAUGCGAGCAGGGUCCAGGCCGCAGCCAAGAGCUCACCUACCACUGCCCAGCACACCGAACCCAGCCAACCCUCCCGGAACCCCGCCCACAGCAAAGGUAACGUGGCCACGCAGCCAAUGGAGCGACAUGGGGAUGGGGGCGUGGCUUUAGGCCCAGCGCACGUCCCAAUUGGCUAGCAGGGAUGUCUUCCAGACGGCGCGCACAGCCCGCCAGUCUGCCCUUUCCGGUCCCCUCGCUGGGUGGCUGCCUUGGCGGGAGUUGGCCGCUGGUGUGAGGUCAGGUUCCUGUGGAGAGAGAGAGGCAGAGGUGGCUGGUUUCCAGAUCUUACAGGCCCCCAUGGCCACUAUGUUGGGAACCAGACUCCAGACCCAGCAGAGGAGCAGCAGCCAGAGUGGCCGGGAGACCAGACUGUGGUCCUCAAGCUUUGGGAUGAAGCUGGAGGCUGUCACCCCAUUCCUGGGGAAAUAUCGCCCCUUUGUGGGUCGCUGCUGCCAGGGCUGUACCCCCAAAAGCUGGGAGUCCCUCUUCCACAGAAGCAUAAUGGAUCUAGGCUUCUGCAAUGUGAUCCUGGUGAAGGAGGAGAACACCAGGUUUCGGGGCUGGCUAGUUCGAAGGCUCUGCUAUUUCUUGUGGUCACUGGAACAGCAAAUACCCUCCUGCCAGGAUACCCCGCAGAAGAUCAUGGAAAACACUGGGGUGCAGAAUGCCAUCUCAAGGAGGGCCCCAGGAGGGGCUGGGGAAGGCCAGGUGCCCGGCCUCGUGAAAAAAGAAGUUCAGCGCAUCCUGGACCAUAUCCAGGCUCCACCCCGCCCCUUCCUGCUCAGGCUGUUCAGCUGGGCACUGCUGCGCUUCCUGAACUGUGUCUUCCUGAACGUGCAGCUCCACAAGGGCCAGAUGAAGAUGGUCCACAAGGCUGCCCAGUCAGGUUCGCCGCUCGUCCUCCUCUCUACCCACAAGUCACUGCUAGAUGGGCUCCUGCUGCCCUUUGUGCUGCUUUCCCAGGGCCUGGGUGUGCUCCGUGUGGCCUGGGACCCCCGCACCUGUUCCCCCACCCUCAGAGCUCUGCUUAAGAAGCUUGGGGGACUUUUCCUGCCCCCAGAGGCCAACUCCCUGGACAGCUCUGAGGGGGUCCUUGCAAGGGCUGUGGUAUGUGCGGCUAUAGAGCAGCUGCUGGCCAGUGGACAGCCCCUGCUCAUCUUCCUGGAGGAGCCCCCUGGGGCCCAGGGGCCUCGGCUGUCAGCCUUGGGCCAGACCUGGCUGGGACUAGUGGUACAGGCCGUGCAGGUGGGCAUAGUCCCAGAUGCUAUGCUGGUGCCAGUGGCCACCACCUAUGACCUGGUUCCAGAUGCAUCUUGUGACACGCGCCAUGCCUCAGCCCCACUGGGGCUGUGGACCGGAGCUCUGGCUGUCUUGCAGAGCCUGCGAGGCUGGGGCUGCAGCCACAGGGUCUGCGUCCGGGUGCACUUGGCCCAGCCCUUCUCCCUGCAGGAGUACACCAUCAACUCCAGAAGCUGCUGGGGCAGCAGGCAGACCCUGGAGCAGCUGCUGCAGCCCAUCGUGCUGGGCCAAUGUACGGUCAUCCCAGACACUGAGAAGGAGCAGGAGUGGACCCCAGUAACUGGGCCCCUUCUGGCCCUCAAGGAAGAGGACCAGCUCCUGGUCAGGAGGCUGAGCCGCCAUGUCCUGAGUGCCAGCGUGGCGAGCUCCGCGGUGAUGAGCACGGCCAUAAUGGCAACGCUGCUGCUCUUCAAGCACCGAAAGGGUGUGUUCCUGUCGCAGCUCCUGGGGGACUUCUCCUGGCUGACGGAGGAGACGCUGCUGCGCGGCUUUGACGUGGGCUUCUCUGGGCUGCUGCGGUGCUUGGUGCAGUACACACUGAGCCUGCUGCAGGCACAUGUGGCCCUGCUGCACGUCCACCAGGGGGACCUUCUGGUGGUCCCUCGGCCAGGCCCAGGCCUCACGCACCUGGCACGCCUGAGCGCUGAGUUGCUGCCUGCCUUCCUGAGUGAGGCUGUGGGUGCCUGUGCUGUGCGGGGACUGCUGGUGGGCAGAGUGCCACCUGAGGGGCCCUGGGAGCUGCAGGGCAUUGAGCUGCUGGGCCAGAAUGAGCUGUACCACCAGAUCCUGCUGCUACUCCACUUGCUGCCUCAGGACUUGCUGUUGCCGCAGCCCUGCCAGUCUUCCUACUGCUACUGUCAGGAGGUCCUGGACCGUCUCAUCCAGUGUGGGCUCCUGGUUGCUGAGGAGAACCCAGGCUCCCAGCCAGCCUGUGACACAGGGCGACGGCGUUUGACUGCAAAGCUGCUGUGGAAACCGAGUGGGGACUUCACUGAUAGUGACAGUGAUGACUUCGAGGAGGCCGAGGGCCGGUACUUCAGGCUCAGUCAGCAGUCUCGCUGCCCUGACUUCUUCCUUUUCCUCUGUCGCCUGCUCAGCCCACUGCUGAAGGCCUUCGUGCAGGCUGCUACCUUCCUCCACCAGGGACGGCUGCCUGAUACGGAGUUGGGCUACGUGGAGCAGCUGUUCCAGUUCUUGCAGGCCACUGCCCAGGAGGACGGGUUCUUUGAGUGUGCGGACCGAAAUCUAGCCUUCAACGCUAUCUGGACCUUCAGAGACCUAGGGGUGAGGGGCAAGCUCUGUUCCUGUUCUGCCACCUGCCCCCCACCCCACUCCCCACCCCACAUCCCUGCCUGGGGAAGCUCAGCUGUGCUAGAAGCACUCGCAGCCCUUCUCUGUGGCUCAGGUGCUUCAGCAGACGCCCAGCCCAGCAGGCCACAUGCUCCACCUGUCCCCUACAUUUGCCAUCCGGGAAAAUCAGAAGAAGCUGGAACAGUUCAUCCAGCAGUUCAUCUGUAGCUAGAACGUGGGGUGGAGCCCAUGCAAAGACCUCUCAGCUAAGUCCUGGAGCCAUAAGACCAGGAGGAGGAAGCAAACCCUUAGGUGGACUAUAAAAUCUUUGUCCCUUGUCAUCUCUGGCUUUCUCUAUCCUUUGGUGUGAUAAAUGAAGGGACUGGAAAAGUCUUCUUUUCUCAAGUCCAGC
This is a messenger RNA of Manis pentadactyla (Chinese pangolin), 3331 nucleotides long. RefSeq names its product glycerol-3-phosphate acyltransferase 2, mitochondrial (gene GPAT2). The coding region runs from base 628 to 3147 and encodes 839 amino acids. The record is from RefSeq and is a predicted model, not a curated record. The transcript has 21 exons. Gene Ontology annotation, cellular component: mitochondrial membrane. NCBI's taxonomy places the organism in Eukaryota, Metazoa, Chordata, Mammalia, Pholidota, Manidae.